AAUAAAUUCAAAAGAGACCCAAUAAAAUUUACAUGUCCACAAAUGCUCCCUCGAGACUUGCUUGGAUGUAUCAAUUUUUUCACCGCGAAAGUCUCGAAAAUUAACUUGUUGAUCAAAGUUAUACCCAUUUUGUACAAUAAAUUUAAAUCCGUAGGCAAGGUCAACACAACUCAUGGAUUUAAAAUCCUAUUAUUUCUAAUAGGCCUAAAAGAACAUGUGACGGGACUCAAUAUGCACUCCCAAUUUUUUGAAUUGAAAUAAGAGAGGCCAAUUUACAAUGGACUCUAAAUCCAGCUCUUACCCAAACUUUAAACGGGAUCUAUUAAUCAUGCCGAACAUUUAGCAGGAGAUUCCAAAUUGUGCUCUAACUUGAAGAACUUCUCUUCUAUUAGGACUUAAUCUGCCUGAUUUGAGAACCAAACUGAUGGCAUUGUUGCCUAUAAAUAUCAACCCACAUCUUAUUUUCUUACGUACCAUCGAUUUUGAGAUCCAUAGCUGUCAAAGAUUUCUGGAAGCAAAGCCAAUAGCAGGUAACUUUUUUUUGUGUGUAUUGCAGGGCAAUAUCUGGAAGGCAAACCAACCGUGAAAAAAAACUUGGAGACUUUCUAUUUGCACCCCUGUUCUUCACCAAUUAAUAUGGGAGAGCAGCUCCAAUCCGUAGGUGGGCGCUCGAAUUGAGGAAGAAGAAAACCGGCGUUCCGAAUUUAGGAGGAGCCGCUGUGGUAUUCACUGUUUUAGUCUGAAGCUUUACAGAGACCAUUGUCCUGUAGCUGCCACUCCUUCCUCGUCGUCGGUUUCUGUCCAAUUGUUCGCUAAGAAGAGCACCAAAAUAUGGAUUUUUUGGGUUUAAUUCACCUGCGUCGAGGAAGGAAAGAGCUCGCCCUCUAAAUCCUGGGAGGAGUUGCUGUUCGCAGAUUGGAACGCCAUUUUCUUAUGCCGCCUGAGACCGAAGGUGGUCGCUGGUCGGAAAUCACCGCCGGAGAAGAUGAUAGGUCUGAUUUUGUUGCUGACGCUAUUCACCGGAGGGAGGAGGUGUUGUCGUUUUUGGAAGAUGGCAAGGCUUAGAAGUCACCGUUGCUCGUUCUGUCAGUGGUCGGUUCCGUCAGGUGCUGAUUCCAUCCUAUGUAAAGCAUCAAGAUGUUGCCGUUGCUUCCUUGUGUAAUGUCUGUCCCUGACCAGCUGCUAUUCUCAUACUCCCUAUUUCCGUAUGAAGAAGAUGACAGCAUAUAAUACGAGAGAUGGGGCGGCUGUUCUAUUGGGUUUUAUUUAAUACUCCAUAUUGGGCUUAUUCAGGAUUUCCCCCCUUUUUUGUGUAUUUACUUAAAAUGCAAAAAAAAUGUGGGAUAUGAGAACCCAUUGGAGUAUCUACUACCACGAGGAUACGGAAGACCGACUACUUUGCCGUUGUGAAGACCGGCCACUUCGUUGGUUUGAAGACCCGCUAUUUUGUGGGUACGAAAACCGGCUAUUUUGUUGGUGUGAAGAUCAACCAUUUCGUCGGUUUGAAGACUGGCUAUUUUGUCGGUGCGAAGACCGGCCAUUUCGUCGGUGUGGAGAUCAGCCACUUUGCCGAUAUGAAGACUGAAGUGGUGUGGGAUGGUGGCCCUUCGUUGGGUUAGUGGCAUCGAUCUAAAGAAUUAGUCUGAUUGCCGGUCAUCGGUGUUGCUUGGGUCCCUUCGUUGGGUUAGUGGCACCGAUCUAAAGAAUUGGUCCGAUUCCGACCGUCGGUGUCGCUUGGAGCCCUUCGUUGGGUUAGUGGCAUCGAUCUAAAGAAUUAGUCUGAUUGCCGGUCAUCGGUGUUGCUUGGGGCCCUUCGUUGGGUUAGUGGCACCGAUCUAAAGAAUUGGUCCCAUUUCCGACCGUCGGUGUCGCUUGGGGCCCUUCGUUGGGCUACUGGCAUCGUUCUAAAGAAUUAGGCCAAUGAAGUCGUCGGUGUAUACAAAGCUCUGUUGAUGCCAUUCAUGAAGGGCGGCCAUUUUUCCGUUUAUGAAGGCUGGCCAUUUAGCCAGUUUGAAUGACGACCACUUCAACGGUUUGAAGGUUAGAGCGGUGCUGAUAGAAGAUGAUGUUUGAAGCUCAACUCAAUCAAUUUCAGGCGAGGCACAUACUUGAGACUCUCACAUCUUGGUGUUCCAGUAAACAUGAUGAACGUCAAAGGCCUCGCCCGACUCAAGAACAAACCGGCCAAGGAUCCGAAGGGGCCGGACGCUGGCGGCCAAAAGCUCGUCGGUGCGCCUCCCAAGAAGCCCGAGGGCGAUGCUGCUGCGGCGAAGAGGAAGCCGUCCGCAAAGGAGCCUCCCCCAGGACCCCAAAAAGUCGAAGAAGGGGGACGCCGCGAAGGAUGACCCCCCGGUGGUGAUUGUAGAUGACCCUCCGGAGAUGCCGAUGGCGCAGGUGCCGAGGGGUGCCCGGGAGCCAUCUCUCGAGGUUCUCACGCUCUCUCUUUCGGCUGGCACGGCCGUGUUGAAUGGCACGGCCGACCCGAGGGCGCUCCUAAGAGGUAUAACCCUCGAUAUCGACAGGGCAGCUCUCGGGGCCGAUGACGAUCAGGCCUUCGAAGACAGGAUCCUCCGGUCUUCCCUCACGACUUGCGUUGCCCUCGGAGAGCAGUUCCGACGUCUGGAGGAAUGGCGCCUCCACAAAGCUGGGCAAGACGCCAAGAUGAAGGAGCUAAUCCUCAGGGACUCCCAGGCCACGAAGCUGAUGGCCCAGCUUGAAGAGGACCUCCAGCUUGCGAGAGCGGAGGCCGGGAGGCUCAGGGAGGAGAGGGCAAAAGCUGAGGAGGCCGCUGCGGAGGCCGCAAGGAGAGCUGCCGAGGAGGCCGAGGCCAUCAGGGCGAAGGCUGUCGCCACAGCCCGGGAGGAGGCCAUCUCCGGGUUCCUGGACAGGGGGUGGAAGACCGAGGGGCACAAGGCGUGGUUGUCCUCGGUUGUGGAGGCCUCAGUUGACGAGUGGUCUGAGGGCCCGGGCGAGGAAUGGAUGGCCCGAAAGGGUAAGCAAUAUUAUGAUGGGGGCGAGUUCUUCACUCAAGCCCUCGUCUACCAGAGGAUGGCCCGCCAUCUCAAGAUUGAGCCGAAGGACUUUGACCCGGCGGCAUACGGGCUCCCCCCCCUGCAGCCAGACAUCCGUGUUCCUCUCCCCCCCGAUGUCGAGAGGCCAGACCUGGAGGAUUCUGAGCUCCGGAGGGAAGCCGAGGGCGACGAUCCUGAGGCCGAUGUAGAGGUCACCUCGAAGCCAUCGGGGGAGGCGGCCCCCGGGAAUGACGUUAUUUGAUAUGUACUUUGUAUUUUGAACACUCUUGUAAUAGCCACAUUAGCAUGUUUUCAGCCUCGGCC
This is a messenger RNA of Cuscuta europaea, 3335 nucleotides long. Lineage: Eukaryota; Viridiplantae; Streptophyta; Magnoliopsida; Solanales; Convolvulaceae. The record is from the annotation of a GenBank genome assembly.